Magnolia sinica is the source of this 877-nucleotide messenger RNA. RefSeq lists its product as uncharacterized. The record is from RefSeq and is a predicted model, not a curated record. NCBI's taxonomy places the organism in Eukaryota, Viridiplantae, Streptophyta, Magnoliopsida, Magnoliales, Magnoliaceae. The transcript is spliced from 3 exons. Bases 312 to 668 code for a protein of 118 amino acids.
ACCCUUGUAUCUUGAUUUUGAUGCUGCCUACUAAGUGUUUGAUGAAAUACCUGUAAAAUAUCGCUGCUGUUUUGCAUACUGUGGGAAAUUGAACGUGCACUCCAUGUGUUUGAGAAAAUGCCGCACAGGCUCCAACUCGGCUCGAACUGGCCCAAGCUGCUGACUGAACCGAGCCAAGCUGGCCAGUCAGGCUCAAGGACUGAGCUGAGCCGAGUUCGAGAUGGGGUCAGCCAGUGGCCGAGCCGAGUCGAGCUGUGCCAAUCUCAACUCGGUUCAAAUCGUGUACAACUAUACUUGAACAAAAGAUUGUGAUGAAAGUCCCGAUGAUGAACGAUCCCAAGUGCCGGUCCAAGGCCAUGAAAGCUGCAGUCAGCAUACCAGGUGUUAUAUCUGCUACGUUGGAGGGCAAUGAUAUGGACCAACUUGCAGUGGUUGGCAAUGAAGUCGACUCAGUCAAAUUGACAACCCUGCUUAGAAAGAAGAUGGGAAUCACAGAGCUCAUUAGCCUCGCAGUGGUUGAUGAGAAGAAGGAUGAGGAAAAGAAAGAGGAAGAGAAAAAGCCGGAAACUGUGGUGUGGCCCACUUCUUGGGCCUACCAAUACAGCGGGCCACAGCCAGUGCACUAUGUGUACCAAGACCCCUACCGAGAUAACUGUUGCAUCUUGUGAAGCACUACAAAUGAUAUCAACAGUUGAAGUUGUGUGGGAUGAGUCUUGAGCCUGAGUGUGGUACCUAACCAUGCUUUUUCUGUAAGUUAUUAGGAACGGGGAAAUGGGAAUUUUGUCGGAUGUAAUAGCAUCAUUUUAGAAAGUGUCAUGCAAGCUAUGGUGGUUAUUUUAAAGAGAAAAUUAGGUUAUAGAAAUAAUUGAUUUUUACA